AUGGAGUUUCUCUUCCCGCGCCCUCUGUUCGGCUUCCCGCGCCUUCUGUUCUGCGUCCCGUUUCUGCUCUCGUUGCUUCUGAUCUUCUUCUCGUUGCUUCUCACAAGCAAAUUGCUCUUCCAAUUGGGCAAGCAGUUUCUCUUCCCGUGCCUUCUGUUCGGCUUCCCGCGCCUUCUGUUCUGCGUCGCGUUUCUGCUCUCGUUGCCUCUGAUCUUCUUCUCGUUGCUUCUCACGAGCAAAUUGCUCUUCCAAUUGGGCAAGCAGUUUCUCUUCCCGCGCCCUCUGCUCUGCUUCCCGAGCCUUCUGUUCUGCCAGCUGUUGCUGCAGUGCUUGGACCAUCAUCCGCAGCUCAGGUUGAAGUCCACGGCUCUGCGAGGAUGCGGCUCUACGAUAUCCUGGGCGUUCCUGCGAUCCAAUGAUGGACAGCUGUGGCUCCAUUUCGCUAACAUCGACCUCCGAAGCACCCUCAUCUGGAUCAGGCACUCUGUCAAGUAUGCGAAUCACCCGACUAAUUGGCUCAGUCUUCAGCCAUGGAUCAUUGUAUCCAUCUAUGACGUCUCUCAGGCCCUGCAUGCCCCUGAUGAACUGAUUUUCCGCGGACGGCAUGAUCAGGGGAUGCAGGUCUACCAGGAGACGCGCUUCAGACCGGUUCCGCAGCGCGUAAUGGAAUCUGUCAACAUACUCGUCAUCGAACAGGGUGCCCUGGGGAGUGGCGAUCGGCUGACGGAGAAGACGCUCACAGAGCGCGAUGUCGUCGGGCAUCGGGCCAGCCGGGGACGGCUGCAUGAAGCAACCCUUGGUCUCCAGUAUGGUCACAUAGUUCACAGCUCGGAGACAGACCGAGCGCGCCCCCGGUCGGUAGAGAUCGAACGCGAUCGGGAUCGUUUGGAUGCCGGUUCGCUCAUCGCUUCAACGGUACCGGCUGCUGAUGGCGCAGGUAUCCAGUGGUAUAUCUGGUCUUCAAGCGGGGUGGGCUGUGAUCUGGCGAGGAGGGAGAAGGCGGCUGUGAUGAUUUCCUACGGUCGUGCUUCCUCUGCAAAGUUUCUGGAUUCGUGCUCAAGCUACCUCGCCGGGGAACUUUGGACGGCCGCUCCUCACCAUCACACUGAGAGUCGCAUAGAUCGGGCGAUGUUGCACGUUUCAUGA
This is a messenger RNA of Penicillium angulare, 1146 nucleotides long. RefSeq lists its product as uncharacterized. The record is from RefSeq and is a predicted model, not a curated record. The coding region runs from base 1 to 1146 and encodes 381 amino acids. NCBI's taxonomy places the organism in Eukaryota, Fungi, Ascomycota, Eurotiomycetes, Eurotiales, Aspergillaceae. The transcript is spliced from 4 exons.